AUGAACGUCAUCUACUACGCAAGUAGAACGCUAGAUGAUGCUCAAACCCGUUACGACGACAACCGAGAAAGAAUUACUAGCCGUGAGUUCGAUAUCGAGAUCGUCGACAAGAAAGGCACCGAGAAUAGCGUGGCCGAUCAUCUAUCAAGAUUGAGGAUUGAGGGAGAUGUUCCCAUCGAUGACUCUUUGCCUGAGGAGCAACUUAUGGCUGCUAAGAUCGUGGAUAGAGGCUACUUGACCAAGUGCCGGCUGGAAGAGGCGUGA
Messenger RNA from Microthlaspi erraticum, 264 nucleotides. The record is from the annotation of a GenBank genome assembly. NCBI's taxonomy places the organism in Eukaryota, Viridiplantae, Streptophyta, Magnoliopsida, Brassicales, Brassicaceae.